Messenger RNA from Thunnus maccoyii (southern bluefin tuna), 2459 nucleotides. RefSeq lists its product as uncharacterized. Gene Ontology annotation, cellular component: MLL1 complex; NURF complex. The record is from RefSeq and is a predicted model, not a curated record. Lineage: Eukaryota; Metazoa; Chordata; Actinopteri; Scombriformes; Scombridae. The transcript has 5 exons. The coding region runs from base 516 to 1049 and encodes 177 amino acids.
AUAUUUUAGCGACAAGAAGCAAUACUCCAUGUUAUUUUAUUGUAGUGUGGACAGUAAUUUAAGAAGUAAAUAACUGUAUAGUCCGUAGCGCUUAAUUCCUGUCAAAAAUAAUACACACGAGUCAAAAUGUACUUUUCGACCUAAACCCUCUGAAACAGAGCACACAAUAAAUUCGGAUACCCGAACGUGGAGUUUACAAGGAGACCUCGAAGGCAGCACCGGUUCUCUCAUUUAUUGUAUUCGAUGUAUAAAAUGACCUGUCUUCUUCCAGCAGUAAUGUAAUUUACUGUAGCUAAAGCUUUCAUAGCACUGUCCCCCAGCCUGUUCAGAUGUUGGACUUUUCCAGACGUCGACACCACGAGUGGAAGAACAGCAGCACAGGUUGUAACUUAGCCAAAUGCUACCUAGCUAACAUACACUGUUAGCAUCUGAGCAGCUCCAAGGUCCACUUCAAAGCAUCACUGAAUCCCACUCACAGACUGUAUUCAGUCUAUGGUGCUACAGAAAGCAGCACCAUGACCUCAGCUUCCACUAAAGUUGGGGAAAUCUUUUCUGCAGCUGGAGCCGCCUUCACCAAACUAGGAGAGCUCACCAUGCAGCUUCACCCAGUGGCUGACUCCAGUCCUGCAGGUUCCCAUCUUCUCUCCAGCGGUCAGACGAAGAGCACAGUGAAAAGGAAGCUGUAUGAAGAUGGUGCGCUGCCAGCCUCCUCCGAUGGGCCCAAGAAGGUUAUCAAGAAAGCAGUGGCCGCCGUCACCAUGGCAACACAGGGCACUCCAACCGUCAUCUCUGUGCCCACAGCGCAGGUUGUCGUGGCAUCGGGACUACAGCGUCCAGCUGUCAGCCGGCCCCCCAUGAAGAAACAGAAGACUGCAGAUGUGACACUCAGUGCUUUGAAUGACUCAGAUGUCAACAGUGAUCUUGUGGACAUCGAGGGACUGGGUGAAGGAUCCAACUCCAAAAAACUCAACAACUUUGAUCAAGAUAACCUAAACCUGGACUCCAGCCUCAUCAUGAAUCCCAGUGACCUUCCUCUGCUGUCCCGUUGACCUUUCACUUCCUGUGGAUUUCAUAGAAACGAUGGACAAAACUAUGAAAAUAAGACACAAGUUGUAAUAAACUGGACAGAAGAUGCUGAGCACCAGAGUAAAUAUAGCAGCAUUGGAUGUUGUAUUGGGUCACGCACAACUCCUAUCCUACUUUUCCUUUUUACCGCAAGACAUUUUAGUUUGAGAUCAUUUCUCUUUCUGCUAAUUGAUUUUGCUUUGAAGGAACAUCCAGGAAAUCAUAAAUAUAGAAGACAGUAUCCAGUGAGGAAGCUGUUCUACCAUUCAUACUUCCUGUGUUUCUUUAAAGAGAAGCCAGGAAAAUAGAAACGACCCAGCAGAAGCGUUUUACAACGCCUGCAUCAAUGAGAAGAAACAGUCCUGCUUUGCCUUUUUUUCCCGACUUAUCCAGAUGCACCCAUGUUUCUAAAAGAUGGCUGUUUAGGAUGAUAAAACAAAUAUUUGUCUGUACUAGUUUAUAGUAUUUCAUGUUCAAUUCAGCAAAUGAUCGUAUUAGCAGAUAUGAACGUAAUUCUCAGUGUUGAACAUUAGAGUAGUUAGAAGUAGAACAAAGACAUUUUGGAUUCAUGUAUGAGUGAUUGUUUCCAGUAUAUUUUCAGUGUGAAUUGUCUAAAUUCCUUCCUUCCUCUUAACUUGCCAGCUAAAGUGUGUUAGAGGUUAUAAGAACACAGAGGGUUAGAUCAUACAGUUGAUACUCUCUGUGUCAUUCAAGGAGAAACUGAAUAAUGAGGAUGUGGCUGGUAUUUUGAGAUAUAAUUAUCUAAUUUUCUUUGGAUAAAAUAUGUUUUUAUGGUGAUGGUAUACAUUUGUAAGACAUAGAGAUAUCAAAAUGGCAGAAACACAUAUGAGUAGGUACUAGGUGUGGACACCAGUUAUCCUAACUUAAACCUACAAGCUUUUUCUGGAGCUUUCAACCACAUCGUAAAGUCUUCAUUAGUGGGUGGAGUUGGCCCAGGUGUUAUGUGGAGAUGGCAUCAUCUGCUGAUGAAGACUGCGAAAUGUGUGUGAAAGCUUAGCGAAAAGCUAAUACAUUUUUCCCCCCUUCCAAAUGAAAGAACAAUGCUUAACGGCAUUAUUUUUCAAGAAAAUAAUUUGGAAAUAUGCUCCUUUACUGUCUGACAGUUAGAUGAUCAAUAUCAAUCUAAUGUCUGUGCCUUAAGUAUGACGGCAAUUAGCCUAGCUUAGCAUAAAGACUGGAAACAGAUGGAAAUGGUUAGCUUGGCACUGUCUAAAGUUCAAAAGUACACCUACCAACACCUCAAACCAAAAGGUCUUAAAUGUUAUUAACAUUAUUACUUAUUAAUCUCAGCUUCUGUACUUAAGGAAUAACCAUGGCAUGAGGUCUGACAGAUUAAUUUAAAUAAUGUGCAUAAAGACUAAUGGGAAAUACUC